AUGAGUAUUGAGCAGAUUGUCUCGCAGCCACCACUUAUAGACGUCUCGGACCCCCUCAAAGAUAAUCCAUGGACGUUGGGGCUUUUGAAGCAACAACUCCCUCUCCCUUUGCGCAUGCAAUACAAGCCUUCACUGACCACCCUCCUCGCGGGUAAUCGGCAUCCGUCUCGCCACUUUGUCCAAUCUGCGAAGUGGGAAGGCGGAAGUCAUGCAUGUAAUAAACCGUGCAAUAUUUUGAUCGCGCCACCCAAGCGCUCAGACUUAUCCUCGUCAAGUGAUCAUAAGCAGUUUCUGUCAUUCUUUGCAAGAGAGCAUCCCUGCUUUCUAGUCGCAAAUGCCGUCGCCUUGGCCUUUAUUUCUCAACAACAAGUGUUGUCCAUUGUUCCCGCUUUCCCCUCACACUACAGCUUUUCUCGUCACCGAUUGGUACAUUGUCCCCCCCCAUCGCACCGGGAGCCGGCAUCGGCAGUUACAGUAGCAAAUCUACACGCCCGGGCCGUUCGCCAGCGCUCCCACGUCGGAGACCGAACGAACAAUCGUAACAAGCGAAAAGCAGCCCAAUAUGAUGGUGGCGGAUGGCGGCUUGUCACGCUAAUACUAACAAAGCAGCGUCGCGAGAGACGAAUAAACAGAGGCGCUCUGGGUCCAUCAGGCAAUGCGCAAAAUCUAGGCAGUCUGGUCGGCGCGCAAGCGGACGUCGGCGCCUUGACGGAGCCCAUGCAACCAAGCCGUGAAUACACAGCCCUGAGACAUCCUGCUACCAGCACAGACCGGCUCGGCUGGAACCACCUCCAGUGA
Molecule: messenger RNA, 798 nt
Organism: Cordyceps militaris CM01
Lineage: Eukaryota; Fungi; Ascomycota; Sordariomycetes; Hypocreales; Cordycipitaceae
Exons: 4
Coding region: 1-798 (265 amino acids)
Source: RefSeq, a predicted model, not a curated record